GUUUCGCAGCCGUAAAGUAGAACCGAGCGAACUGCUGCGCAGUAUACCCGUCCCUUAAUUGAUAGACGGAUAUCUCGUCUUCGCCAUAGAUGACGUAAGUUGGCAAAAGCCAAACGAGCUUUUUGAAUCCGUGCUGAGAUUUCGUCAGACAUUAACCCAUUAGGAUUGAUCAGACUUCAAAGAUAAGUGAAGUUGUCGACGCGUUCGACUACUUCACUCCCUAUCCUCAGUUCAGGUGUUGACGCAGGCCAGUCCUGGAGCAAAAACUUGCAUUUAGAGAGGGAGAAACACAUUCCAAACAUCCUGGCAUUAUUACUCAGUUCUAAAAAAAGACUGCAUUUUGUCAGCGUCUUCACCAAACAGGACUACGUCAUCUGCGUAUUCUAAGUCAAUAAGUGGACCUCCUGGCAGGAGACUAAUUCCUGAAAAUUCAGUCGACGAGAGUGUUAUUUCCAGCAACAGGUCUAUAAUGAAGUUAAACAAAAAUGGGGAUAGUGGACAACCUUGUCGGACAUCACUUGAAUUUGUAAAAUCAGAUGACAGUUCACCAUAAGCUCUUACUCGACUGGUAGUGUUCGAGUAAAGAGCCUCCACAAGGUUUAUGUACUUCUCAGAUACACCUUUCAAUGACAGACACUGCCACAGAACCUCUCGGUCUACAGAGUCAAAUGCUGCUUUCAAGUCAAGAAAAACUAUCAUUGUCGGACGCCGAUAAGCAUGUCUGUGCUCUAAAACUUGACGAAUGGUGAAUAUGUGGUCGAUACAGCCACGACCAGGUCUGAAGCCAGCCUGAUUUUUUCGUGUUUGCAGUUCACGAGUCUUAGUUAGGUGCCCGAUAAUUAUUGAGGCUAAUAUUUUAGAUGCUGUGUUAGUCAGACUAAUCCCUCUAUGUUUAUCGCAGGAUGAUUUGGACCCCUUCUUCUAUAUUGGGACAAUCAGUGAUUGUGACCAGUCGGAUGGGAUUAAGUCCAACUCCCAGAUUUUAGCCAGAAUAUUAGUCAACCUAGUCACUAAAAUUGGACCACCAUAUUUAAAGACCUCUGGAGCCAAUCCAUCAGGACCAGCUGCUCUUCCUCGUUUCAGAUUAGUUAUAGCCUUUUGAACUUCAGCUAGGGUCGGGGGCCCACUUUAAUGUUCCAUUCAGGCUGUUUGGAAAUAGUGGGUAGCCAUAGAGUAGCUGAAGGCCAGCUGAACUGCUCCUUAAAGUGUUUCGCCCAUUGUUCUAAACGCCUAGACUGAGAAGAUAAGUGUCGUCUUUUUCCGAGAUCGUUUCACCUACACUUGCCUUCUUAAUUUUGGUUUCCUUUAUUAGCCUGCAAAACUGUCUGGUGUUGUUUACAGCUGCUGCCUUUUCCAUCUCUUUUGCUUUCGUUGCCCACCACUGCUCAUGGUCGCUCUUUAUAUUUUUGGUUAACCUAGAUCUGAUUUGUUUUCGUUCUUAGUGUUCAGAGCCUGAUGGGAUGAGUUUACGAGAAUCCAUCAGUGCGACGGACUUAGAAAUCCAUUGGUUUUUUGUAACCCUUUCGUUUAAAUUACUAACAGAUGUUAUUGCUGUUUCUACAGCUGUUCAUAUAACUUUCCAAGCAACAUCUGGGUCAGCCUCGUUUUCAGAACUGCCUAGAUGUGAACUCAGUUGUUCCUGGAAUCUACUUUUGACUUUCUCGUCACUGAGUUCAAUUCAAAUUGGCAUUCUUUUUAGAUUUAUGGAUCCAAAUCGCAUUCAACCCAUAAUGCUAACUCAAGCUGGGUACAUACUACCUCAACCAGGACUCAGUCUUGUCUCUCCUUUACCUAGCGGUGCUGUUGCGUAUGCCCACCAACCAUCAUACCAAAAGUCAUUAUACUUUCCGUUGUCAUUUACUGGUUAUAAUGACCCUCAAGUUAAUGAAAUGGACUUUUCCAACUCCCAGAUCCAGAGUACUUACACUUCACCUGCCGAUGUGCUGGAAAAAGACUACCAAAUUGUUACUUAUGAAGAACUUGAGAAAUUACUCCCAGAACCCAAACCAUCUGGCCGUGUCGAGUUGGGUUUGCUUCCGAAUGGGUGUGCUUAUGCCCCUAAAACAGCAAGUCGAGAAAAUUACUUGUUAUUUGCAUCAAAAUAUAGCUAUAUAUUGUAUUUCACUCAUCAUUAUUUUUCUCGAGAAAACUUGUGCCGGGAUCAGACGUUCCUGAAUAUGCUUGUUGAUCGACUGAUUUUGCCAAUCGAAAAGCUUGUCAAAGCUCCUCGUUUAGCAGCUCUAAAUACUACUCAUGAAGAAGUGGAAAAAGCUUUACUUGGCAGUAAGAUUGUUUGUGUUGAAGAUAUGAAUGCGGGAAUGCGUGGUGUUCGCCGCAUUGAUGGUUAUCCUGGUCUGUCCACGAAUCCAGAUAUUUCAAUAAAUGUGCAACCUGAUAAUGGAUUAUCGACUUUUGCAUCGUCCCAGAAUUUAACCUCAUUGAUUGGGUCUUUCUCUCUCCAACCACCACAUUUGCCUGAUCAGCCAAUUACUACCAGUCCUCAAUCCGUAGCUGUGUUGAGAACUGCUGGUUCAGAUAAAUUCCGAUCUGAUGGCGUUAUAAGAUCUGGACACAUGAAUCCUGAAACAAGUAAAGAGCUUCUACAAACAAGUACUUUAAUUAAAACCCCGGUGACAACAAAUGUUUGCAUAGCACCUGCGUCUCAUCAAAUGUCCAUUCCAUUAUUGUUGCCUCUAUGCGGCAUGGAGAACUGCAGCAAUAUUCAUAUAGAAUGUACCGGCACGGGGGGUCCUUCAGUAGUACCCUGUCGUAAUACUGCUCCUUGGAUAUUUGAACGGCCUACGAAACAGUAUAAUCCAUAUUCUCGUGUUGCACAUGUGAUAGUUCCUCAGUCUAUAAAUCAACCAAAUUCAACAAAUUACAAUAAAAAUCAGCCGUUCGGGUGGGACUAUCAUCAGCGCCCGCAUCUCCCAGCUGCGAACAGUACACAUUCAAGUGUAGUACCAAUACGGCGUCAAACGCACUUGCCAAAUUAUUACAUUCGCCAGACAGGGAAUGUUAUAGAGUCAUAUUCUGUCCCAUUUACAAUACCACAAACAAGUAACACUAAUCAACCUUUCAAUCUAGCUGUAGCAGCUGCUUUAGCAUCAAUGAGUACAAGCACCAGUAAUAAUAUUAAUUCAAACCACUAUGGAAAUCAACCGCAAUAUUUCCCCAACCAGUUGUUAACCAAUUCUUCAAACAUUAGUCCCAUUGGAGCCAACCAACAACGACCGUCGAAUGCACUUUUGAAUCACCUCCAAGCAGUAGCUGCCAUGUCAGCUGUUGCACAACAGUCGAAUGCUACACCUUAUUUUCAGAACCCUGUAUCUCAAACUAAUCCUUUUCAUAUCCCCACCCCUGUACCAUUGCCAGUGUACUACACCGCUUCACAGUUAUCGUUACAAUCUUCUGGCGCGCAGAACCCUUUACAACGUCUACAACAGAAUGUGUAUCCGAUGCAAAGCUAUGGAUAUCAAACAGUCCAAAAUGUCCCAGUCUCUGAGUCAUCGGACAAUCUAAGCUCAGAUAGUAGAUGUGGCUUAAUGGUACCGAACCCCCCACAACAUACAAAUAACUUGAUCUAUCCUAUACUGUUGCAACCACCCGUGAAUAUACAACCUAAGUUGCCCACACAUAUAAAUGGUACAAGGUGGCAGGGUCACAACCAUGGCCAGUCGAUACGUGGAACACUCAAUUCAUUAAGUUUGACGCCUAUACCCAUUAACCUCACAGUCAUUAACACAAAUGGCUCUACUUCGGUAGCCAAUAAUACGAUGCUCAAAGAGUUACCAACGUUUCCAGACAUAAAAGGAAAUCUUGAUAACAACACAACAGCAGAUAAUAUGGUAAUUGAUGCUGCAAUAAAUGUAUCUCUUGCAUCUGAAAAUCAAUCGGAUAGUGGAUCGUCUUUGUUACCGGGGCUAAUUUCAUCAACUGGAAAUUCUACAUGCGCAGCUAUUGACGACAAUCAAUCUCAUAAGCUUUCCAAACAAGUUGAAAAAAUUACCUCUCCUGGUUCAGUUCAUGAUUCUGAGGAUUCAGUUAGUUCUGGGAUAGGAGACAUGACUGCCACUAGCGCCGGUGAUAAUGACAGUCGUAACAAUUCGUCAUGCACACCAACCGAACCAACUCGUAUUAUUCCGAAAUCUGACUACGUACGAAACAAGUCUUCAACGCGAAUUAAGGAAAAACUUACUGGUACAUGAGUCUCCGAAAUAAUGAAAUUCAUAAUUUUGUAUUAUCAUUUACUGAAACUACAAGUGAUCACCCAGUAUCGUGCAGUCAUUUGUUCCAAGUAAUUUCACACUGCUCAUUGGAUAGACAAGUGAAGGAAACUGUGCUUACCAGUUAUCUUUUUCACCGUUAUAAUUAAAGCGACGGAAAUAGAAAAAAGAGCUAUAACUACUGGCCGUUUCAUCCUGAAUACCCACGAACCACCGUUCCGGUCACAAUUAUGCUGUUCAUCUUCAUUACAAAUGCUUUAUUUUAAGUCGGGAAGUACUGUGAUUAGAAUCCGCGUUACGGCCACUGCUAUAUGGUGUCUAAACUGCCUUUUAUUUUAUUUUGAAGAUUUCUUAGUUACUGUUUUUAUUCCACCCUGUUUGUAUAAAUGAUUUAUUGUCAGUACAUACGUAUCUAUAUACUACUGCUUUACUUCAAGCUUCCUUACGUGUAAUCAUUUCGCGAAGUAUAUUGCACAACUUACAUUUCACCAUGCAAAAGAGAAACUAAUUAUCCUACCUCACCAUAUAUGUAUAUCCCAGAAAAUCUUCAGAUAAGCGCCUUAGGUCUAGAUUUUCGUAGUUAUAUGCAAAUAGGAGUUUAAAAAAUUAGAACUAUAUCAAAAUCAAAUUAUUUGUUUUUCAUUUACUUUCUAAUUACAAACAAACAAGCCAAGAUUUCCCCUUAUCCGUGCUCUCCCUGGGAGUUAUUGAUUGAAGCUAAUUAAGCACCCUAAUUUUUCAUUAAACUGUUUAUUUUGAGAUAUUUUCUUCCCUAUAGUGUUACCUUGCAGAUUUCAAAAAUAACUUCUUGGUUUUAAAGUUAAUGAACUAUGCAACAUAUUUCAUGAGUGAAUAGAUGUGCAUUUUCUUAUUGUGAAGUAAGGCAAAUCAUUUGGACGCAUUUUGUGAAGUACAAAUAAACGGAAUUUCGGUAG
This is a messenger RNA of Schistosoma rodhaini, 5161 nucleotides long. Lineage: Eukaryota; Metazoa; Platyhelminthes; Trematoda; Strigeidida; Schistosomatidae. The record is from the annotation of a GenBank genome assembly.